AUGGAUGGUAGUGUUCCGGUACAAGGCACGGCCCCUCGCGCCUGGUUUGAAAAGCUUAGAGGAGUACUGUUGAAAAAGGAUUUUCAAAAUUCUCCUCAGACAGCAGCUUGUUCAUUCAUUCAUUCACAAAGUCCUGUACAGAAGUGUUAUUGGCAGUCUGCAAUAUUUGACAAUGACAUGACCAGAUUUGGCAUUGUUGUGAAUAGAUUAAGUCAGUUUUUGCAAAGUCCAUCUAUGUCCCAUUGGGUUGCCUGUAAAAGAGUCCUCCGUUAUAUCAAAGGUACUCUUGAUGUUGGUCUUCAGUUUCAGCUUUCCCAAAAUCCAGUAUUAGAAGGCUUUGCUGAUGCAGAUGUGGCCAAUGAUCUGAAUGAUAGAAAAUCAACCAGCGGCUUCUGUAUUUAUCUCUUUGGCAAUCUUGAUCUGGGUAUCUUGCAAACAAAAGGUGGUGGCUUUGAGUUCUACAGAAGCUGA
Molecule: messenger RNA, 471 nt
Organism: Pistacia vera
Lineage: Eukaryota; Viridiplantae; Streptophyta; Magnoliopsida; Sapindales; Anacardiaceae
Exons: 3
Coding region: 1-471 (156 amino acids)
Source: RefSeq, a predicted model, not a curated record